Messenger RNA from Trifolium pratense (red clover), 525 nucleotides. RefSeq names its product ubiquitin-conjugating enzyme E2 34-like. The transcript is spliced from 9 exons. The record is from RefSeq and is a predicted model, not a curated record. The coding region runs from base 1 to 525 and encodes 174 amino acids. NCBI's taxonomy places the organism in Eukaryota, Viridiplantae, Streptophyta, Magnoliopsida, Fabales, Fabaceae.
AUGUGUACUUUACAAAGGUUGAUUUUUUGGGAGCUAGUUUCCCAUGUUAUGGCUCCUCCUUCACCGAGUAAUAUUCUUGAGUGGCAUUAUGUAUUGAAAGGAAGCGAGGGAACACCUUUUUCAGGUGGAUAUUACUAUGGAAUAAUCAACUUUCCUCCAGAAUAUCCAUAUAAACCUCUUGGGAUCAGCAUGACAACACCUAAUGGGAGGUUCAUACCACAACAAAAGAUCUUUUUAUCAAUGAGUGAUUAUCAUCCUGAAAGUUGGAAUCUAAUGUGGUUUGUAUCAAGCAUACUUAUUGGACUUCUUUCAUUCAUGAUGGAAACCAGUCCAACCACUGGCAGUGUAACCACCACUACUACCGAGAAACGGCGUUUAGCAAAAUCUUCACUCUCUUUCAAUCACAAAAAUGCAACAUUUAGGAAAAUGUUCCCCGAGUAUAUGGAGAAGUACAACCAAGGCAUACCCCUCCCCCUUUUUUUACUUGUAAUUGGUGUAUUGAUCAUACUCCUAUCCUACUAUUAA